This is a messenger RNA of Onthophagus taurus, 1566 nucleotides long. The record is from RefSeq and is a predicted model, not a curated record. NCBI's taxonomy places the organism in Eukaryota, Metazoa, Arthropoda, Insecta, Coleoptera, Scarabaeidae.
AUGAACGAAGAAUUAUUCACAAAUACUCCACCAGAGUUGCACGAACAAGCUAAGAAUAUUUCCAAUGAUUUGUUACCUAGAAAAUCAAGAGAACGUUACACAAAGUGCUACGAAUUAUUUAAUACCUGGAGGAAAAUUAAAAAAGCCAAAAACUUAACGGAAAAUGUAUUACUUGCUUAUUUAUUGGAAAGGUCAAAGACGUUUGGGAAUAUUUGCGAAAAGGAUUAUUCACGAAAAGGACGUAUCACAUCUUUAAAAAAUCAUUUGAAGUCGAAGCACACGAAAAUGUUUGAAGAGUUAGAAAAACGUAUAGCUGAAAAUGCCGAACAGGGCCAGCCAGCCUGUAGUACAUCUACAGACACAGGUUCAAAUACAAAACAACUUUCUUUACAAGAAUAUUUAACGAAGAAUGUAUGUUGGGAUUUAUCAUAUCCAAAAUCCAAAGAGACGGAUCGACUAAUAGGCGAAAUGAUUGCUUUGGAAGACUUGCCAUUCAACUUCGUUGAAGGAGUUGGUUUUCGGCGAUUGAUCAAUACAAUACUUCCACGAUAUAAAUUGAGGGGCCGUCAGUUUUUUACGUCGCUUCUUAGUUACUUCAUUAGUUUGGUUUGGUGGAACAGCACAUUUUACAUGUUGGAGCGUUUUGUUAAAAUAAAGGAUUCUUUACUUUUAUACUUAUCUACAAAACAAUUUGUAUCAUUUUCUCCAGAUGAUUUGUCAACUGUUGACCUGUUGUUAAAAUUGUUGGCACCUUUCGAAGAACUUACUAAAGAAUUGAGUAACUCGAAGAACAGCAUUUCUAUGGUUAUACCACUUACGCACGUUAUCCUGACAACAUUAAAAGCUGCGAAAGAUAACCAGAAUACGCCAGAAAAAGUCAAAGCACUUUUCGUUAAAGUUAUACGAGAAAUAAGUGAAAGAUUUGGCGAUUUAAAUAAAAAUUUGCUAUGUUCGGUUUCUACAAAGAGAAGAAGUCAAAGCCAUAUAGUUAAUUUGUGUCAAAAUCAAACGAUCCAUGAAAAUAAAGAUUGUAGUGCGAUACAUAAGAAAAGAAAAAUUGAUAAUCAAAUUGCUACUAGUUCUAGCAGUUGUUCAAUGCUACUACAGUCAGUACAAUCCAUUCUAAGUUCAAGCGAAAGUGAGGCAGAAUAUGACCAAUUAACAACACUGAAGCUUGUGCUCCAAAAUUACGUUAAAGAAAGAAGGCUGUCUUUAGAAGAAGAUCCGUUGAUGUGGUGGCGACAGAAUGGGUACAAAUAUAUUGUUUUAUUGCCGAUUGUUCGCCAAUAUUUAUCAACGCCACCAAGCAGCUUUACCAGUGAACAGCUAUUUAGUGGAGCAUCCUUAAUAUAUGAAAAGGCAUCAAAAUUGCUUUUUUUUAAAUAUAACUUGCCUGUAAUAAAUUACGAAUGCGAACAGCGUAAAAAAAAACAUAUUAACCAAUUUGAAAACCUAAAGUUGUCAUCGCUUGAAAUUAAAGAUGGCUUUGGAAAAAAUUUAUUUGUAGCAUGAAUCAUAGUAUUCAUCAAUCCAUUUCAUUUGAUACCUGGCUCGUGAAAAUCGGAU